CGCGACUCCGGAAUCUCGGUGAAUCCCAGUCAGUACCGCAGCCCCAGCCGACAGCCAUGGCCGCCUAUCAGCUGGUGCUGAUCCGACACGGCGAGAGCACAUGGAAUCUGGAGAACCGCUUCAGCGGCUGGUACGACGCCGACCUGAGCCCGGCGGGGCAAGAGGAGGCAAAGCGCGGCGGGCAGGCGCUGCGAGAUGCUGGCUAUGAGUUUGACAUCUGCUUCACCUCAGUGCAGAAGAGAGCAAUCCGGACCCUCUGGACAGUGCUGGAUGCCAUUGACCAGAUGUGGCUGCCAGUAGUGAGGACUUGGCGCCUCAAUGAGCGGCACUAUGGGGGUCUGACGGGCCUCAAUAAAGCAGAAACGGCUGCCAAGCAUGGCGAGGCCCAGGUAAAGAUCUGGAGGCGCUCCUAUGAUGUCCCGCCACCACCGAUGGAGCCUGACCACCCCUUCUACAGCAACAUCAGUAAGGAUCGCAGGUAUGCAGACCUCACUGAAGACCAGCUGCCCUCCUGUGAGAGCCUGAAGGACACUAUUGCCAGAGCCCUGCCCUUUUGGAAUGAAGAGAUAGUUCCUCAGAUCAAGGAGGGGAAACGGGUACUGAUUGCAGCCCAUGGCAACAGCCUUCGGGGCAUCGUCAAACAUUUGGAGGGUCUCUCUGAAGAGGCUAUCAUGGAGCUGAAUCUGCCUACUGGUAUUCCCAUUGUCUAUGAAUUGGACAAGAACUUGAAGCCCAUCAAGGCCAUGCAGUUCCUGGGGGACGAAGAGACCGUGCGUAAAGCCAUGGAAGCUGUGGCUGCCCAGGGCAAGGCCAAGAAGUGAAGGCAAGGGGGCAGACUGCUAUCUCAAGGAAUGCCCUCCCCGCCCAUCCCAUUCCUCUGCACUGCUCCCUGCACAUGUCACACUGACCGCACCUGUAGGCAUCUUAAGUUGUAGCUGCAGAUGGGGGACCAGUGGCUCCCAUUUCAGCCAUUUUGUCUCCUGCACCCUCUCCUUUCAUACAGACUAGUCAGAAUGGCACCUCUGGAGUAUGGUCCUCAGUCCAGGGCCUAGGGAAGACUCCUCUCAUCCUAGGGAGUCAGCGACUCUGGGGUUUUUGCUAGUGUUUACUAAGGACCUGCUUGAGUAGGGGAUAGGGAGGAGCCACGCUAGGUAUGACCAAUAAGGGGAAGCAAGAGAGCCUAUUCCUGUUGCCAGCACCCAGUCUUCCUGUACUCUUCUGUAGUCAGGCUGCUGUCUGAGGCACUCUAGUCAUUCCAGUGGAAGAUGAAUGUAACCCACAUGGUGAUUUAAAAAAAAUCUAUUUCCUCCCUGACCCCAGAGGAGCUGGCUGCUGAAGUUGGGAUCAACCCUGAAGGUGUAUGUGUUGCAUUUUUUUUUACAAAAAGAAAACUAUAAGACAAAAACCCUCUGGGGUUUCUAGUGGCAGUUGAAAUAAUAGUACCACAUGUGAUCAUCAGAAAAUAAGUCAUUCCUCACACCCUGUGGGAUAGGCUCCUUGACUUCUAAGGGGUAGUUACGAGUUCAUCCUGCUGUGUAUUUUAGAAUCCUGCCCCUGCCUUACUGUUUUGUGGCAGUGAAAUGCCUGUCAAUCAUGUCCAAAUGUGUCUUUUUACUGUGUCUGAUUUCUGAAUCAUGUUCCAGUUGCUUGGCCCUGCCACUUGGGCCCUAUGCUCAGUUUGAGCGUAACUGUACUAAAUCUUUUUUCCAGAUCAGUAUAAUAAAGGAGUGAUGUGCAAUA
Messenger RNA from Loxodonta africana (African savanna elephant), 1740 nucleotides. RefSeq names its product phosphoglycerate mutase 1 (gene PGAM1). The record is from RefSeq and is a predicted model, not a curated record. NCBI's taxonomy places the organism in Eukaryota, Metazoa, Chordata, Mammalia, Proboscidea, Elephantidae. Gene Ontology annotation, molecular function: intramolecular phosphotransferase activity. Gene Ontology annotation, biological process: glycolytic process. Bases 57 to 821 code for a protein of 254 amino acids. The transcript is spliced from 4 exons.